UAUGGACGAGGAUGAACAGAGGCAGAGUAUAGAUUACUACAGCAUUUUCGAACUGCUGCGUCCGGCGAAGUCGUCAACACUGGAAUACUUCCGCGAGCUAAAUGCCCAUGCACUGAGCCGGAAGGCCUUCCACAACUUCAUGGAGAACAAAAUCUGGGAGAACCGUGUCCUGGACCAGAGAUUUCUGGAGGAUCGUCACCAGAUUCUGGGCUUUGACCUGGCCGCCGCCCACUUCGUCGUGGCCCGCGGCGGCUGCGUCCGAUUCAAGGGUGACGAGAAAUGGGUGAAGAGACUGGAGGAUGAGUCGAUACCGUUACCAGGCCAGUACACAUACGGCAUGUUCGUGGAGGAGCUGGACGCCAGUGGCACGGAGAUUCUCUAUGAGGGUCUGGAGAACUUCAUAAGGCUGUCCAAGCUGCGGGCGCUGUACCUGCGCGACUGCCCGUACGUGGACGACUGGUGCGUGGACCGGGUGUGCGGCGAGUUUCGACAGCAGCUGCAGCACCUCGACCUCAGCGGCUGCCGGCGCGUCUCGGAGCGGGGCCUCGAGGGCGUCGCGCAGCUUAAGAAUCUGAAGUCGCUGACGCUGGAGCGGAUGGAUCACAUCCGGUUGCUGCCCUACAUGGGCUUACUGCUGGAGGACGCCAUCCCAGGCCUGGUGAUACACGGAGUAGACGUCAUGCAGACGCCACCUGACGACUUCCAAUCACUGUCGUCGUCACGCUCCGAUGACCAAUCACAGCCGCCAAGCUUGACAGCAUCCUAGCUGAUCAGCCAAUGGACACUCGCCCAGCAAACUCCCGCCGGUGCUGGCGGCCAACCGUGCUUGCUUCUACGAUGCUGUAACCUGUAGGGCUGUCGGUCCGUCAACGUACACCAGCAGGCUCGGGUUGCGUCAGGCCGAUCACUCGUGGGCGACGUUGGCAGUUGCAUAACGUUGCAUAACUCGGUCACCGGUUGGGGUCCGGUGGAGAUGGCCUGUUGCGUUCCGGCCUGCCUGUUUCGCAAUAGCAGCGGACGGUGACCGAUAUAAUGCGUCUGGGUCGGUGUGUCCUGGUGUGAAACCUAGAAACGAGGUACAAUGCUGGGUAUGACUCGGAGUCAUGUGUGCUGUGUCCUACCGCAUUGGUCAAAAGUGACGUCGAGAGUUUUUACUGUACCGGAUCAACACGUUGAUAUGUGCGUGCUUUACUGGCAGUUGUCAGCACGGAAAUGCCAUUGUAGCAUUGUUUGGAGGUUGUGCGGUCUUGUUGUGGUACGGUGUAUUAUGUUGCCAGAUUGGUCUCAGGUUAAAGAUUUUAUUGCGACCAUCUAAAAAAUCGCAAAAACCGAAUUUUGCAACGUUGCUUGUAUAUCCUCUUUUCAUCAUCUUAUAAUUGGGCCUUCAAACAUCAUUGUUCACAUUGCUUUGCUCUGGCACGGAUCCGAACACUAGAAACGUCCAGCAGUUUGUAAAGGACCAUCAAUGGUGCGGGAUAGAUUUCACUGCCGGCAUCCAUGGUGACCACAAUGUGCCGACUCUGGUAUUCUUUUUCAUCGUAUAUACCGGAAAUAUAUAUGAUGAAACAGAAGAAAGUUGCUUGCUGAUUGCACCCAGACGUGGUGUAUUUCGAAGAUUUCUUAGAAGUGUUUGGUAAUUUUAUAUUUGGAUGAGAUCGCUUUGGUGUUU
Molecule: messenger RNA, 1669 nt
Organism: Pollicipes pollicipes
Lineage: Eukaryota; Metazoa; Arthropoda; Thecostraca; Pollicipedomorpha; Pollicipedidae
Product: distal membrane-arm assembly complex protein 2
Exons: 5
Coding region: 2-766 (254 amino acids)
Source: RefSeq, a predicted model, not a curated record